AUGAAAGUCGUUGUGUACAGCACUCACCACUAUGACAAAGCCUCGCUGGAAAAUGCCAAUCGACAAGGUGGCUUCAAUUUUGAGCUCACUUUCCACGAUGCAGCACUCACUGAGGCAACUGCUGUCCUAGCUGCAGGACACAAUGCAGUCUGUGUGUUUGUGAACGACCAAGUUGACGCACCAGUCUUGAAAGUCUUAGCCAAAAACGGGAUCAGAGUUGUUGUCUUGCGGUGUGCCGGAUACAAUAAUGUGGACAUAAAGGCCGCGACUAGUUUUGGUGUCACCGUCCUGCGAGUCCCAGCUUACUCGCCGUACUCAGUCGCCGAGUUUACAGUUGGCUUGCUUCUGGCUCUUGACCGCAAAAUAUGUCGAGCCUGGCUUCGCAUUCGCCUGGACAAUUUCUCCCUUGACGGCCUUUUGGGACGCGACCUUCAUGGCAAGGUUGUUGGCAUUCUGGGUACAGGGCGCAUUGGCUGUUUAGUGGCGAAAGCAAUGAAACUCGGUUUUGGAUGCAAUGUGAUUGCCAGUGACCCCUUUCACAACACUGAACUUCAGAGUGUCGGCAUCCAGUAUGUCGAUCAUCAAGAACUGUUUUCGAAGUCCGACAUCCUUUGUCUGCACUGCCCGCUCUCCGCUGAAACCCAUCACAUUAUCAAUGCAGAUUCUUUGGCCAUGGCCAAAAAGGGGAUGAUACUUGUCAAUACUAGUCGAGGCGGGCUGAUUGACACCAAAGCCCUCAUUGCUGCGUUGCAGGAAGGGAUUAUUGCCGGCUGUGCAAUUGAUGUCUACGAGGACGAAGCGAGCUUGUUCUUUCGCGACUUGUCAAGCUUUGUCGUCCGCGAUGAUGCCUUCCAGCGCCUGAUCACAUUUCCAAACGUUUUGGUUACUGGACACCAGGCCUUUUUUACUCAGGAAGCCCUGGGAGCCAUUGCUCAGACCACUCUACAAAACCUCGCCGAUUUUGACGCCGGCAAGCCAAGCCCCGACAUGGAGGUCUAGCAGAAGCAGACCGAUAUACAUACAAAAGCAAGAUUGCAC
Cladophialophora immunda is the source of this 1038-nucleotide messenger RNA. RefSeq lists its product as uncharacterized. The record is from RefSeq and is a predicted model, not a curated record. The transcript has a single exon. Lineage: Eukaryota; Fungi; Ascomycota; Eurotiomycetes; Chaetothyriales; Herpotrichiellaceae. Bases 1 to 999 code for a protein of 332 amino acids. Gene Ontology annotation, molecular function: oxidoreductase activity, acting on the CH-OH group of donors, NAD or NADP as acceptor; NAD binding.